Messenger RNA from Microthlaspi erraticum, 936 nucleotides. The record is from the annotation of a GenBank genome assembly. Lineage: Eukaryota; Viridiplantae; Streptophyta; Magnoliopsida; Brassicales; Brassicaceae.
AUGAGUAAACUGUCUCAACACGCAGUUAAGGAAGCUAUUGCGAGUAUAUAUUUAAGUAACUCAACUUCUAGAUCCUCGAAUGAUGAAAACGACGACACGAACAGCUCGGCUAUGCUCCUUGAUCUAGAAGCUCUUAAUUGUCCUAUUUGCUACGACGCACUGACUAGUAAUAUCUUCCAGUGUGAUAAUGGACACUUGGCCUGCUCUGCAUGCUGUAGCAAACUGAAGAACAAAUGUCCUUCUUGUACUCUUCCCGUUGGUCACAGUCGUUGCAGAGCAAUGGAGAGGGUUAUUCAAUCAGUCAUGGUCCCGUGUCCUAAGGGUUGCACAAAGAGUUUCUCUUAUGGGAAAGAAUUAGCUCAUGAGAAAGAAUGUCAUAUCUCUUUUCCUGUCCUGCAAAAAACUGCAAUCAAUACAGUUACAGAUACAGUGGCUCAUCAUGAGAAAGACUGUGCUUCCUCUUCAUGCUCCUGUCCUGCAAAGGAGUGUUGUUACAGUGACUCUUACAAGAAUCUAUACAAUCACUUUAAAACUCACGAGAGUGAAAGAGGGUGUGGUUAUCGGAUUAUUGCUGGCGGAUUUCCUGAAGUGGUACACCUUGAAUCGAGUGCGUAUACUUCAGUUGUGAUGAAUGAAAGCAGGGAUGGUUUAUUGUUUGUUGUUCAGUGUUUCAGUGAGCCACAUGGUGUUUAUGUGACUAUGAACUGUAUUGCUCCUUGUGUUCCGGAAGUUUGUGAGUUCUCGUGUCAUAUGUCCACCGUUAUGGAAGAACAUAAUAAUAUGACAUUUGAUUUGCCAAAGGUCAAGAGAGUUCGGAAACUGAGUUUGGAAACCCCUGAAGAGGAUUUCAUGUUGGUUCCUCGCUAUUUCUUGCGUGGACGUCAAGCGUUGGAGUUGAGGAUAUGCGUCAGAAAGUUUAACCGAGGGAAGAUUUAA